AUGAGUAAACGGGAUGACUACCGUCAUGAAAAAAAUGAACAUUACCAUCACCGAUCGGUGAAUGAAAAGGGUGGUUCAGCUUAUGAAAGUGGUUUCCGGACAUAUCAUCCCAAUAGGCCAAGGUCACGACCUAGCUAUGAAUCACGGUUUUCUUCUUCUAAUACUCGAGACUUCGAUAACCAUCAUCAUCAAUUUCAUCCAAAUUCUAGUUCUGGAAAUCGCUUCCAUGACUCUGACAUACAUACUGGAGCGAAUAAUGACCAACAAACCCCUUUAAUAAAGCUUCCUGAUGCUGGGUUGGCAAGUCAAUUAAAAUCCACGAAAAAAGCCUGGCAAGAUGCCUCUAAUAACGUUUCUAAUUUUGAACAUGAGUUUCUGCAGCAGAAGUAUUUUUGGGAAAAAGUUCGCCCGGACGUUUUUCGCGAACAACUGAGAAGUAAUACUGCUGAGAAAAGCUUAGACGAUUUUGUCAAUAGUGUGAACAUUUAA
This is a messenger RNA of Schizosaccharomyces osmophilus, 489 nucleotides long. RefSeq names its product histone H2B-K119 ubiquitin ligase complex (HULC) subunit Shf1 (gene shf1). The record is from RefSeq and is a predicted model, not a curated record. The transcript has a single exon. Lineage: Eukaryota; Fungi; Ascomycota; Schizosaccharomycetes; Schizosaccharomycetales; Schizosaccharomycetaceae. Bases 1 to 489 code for a protein of 162 amino acids.